Anguilla anguilla (European eel) is the source of this 1142-nucleotide messenger RNA. It is a transcript of the gene ss18l2, whose product is annotated as ss18, like 2. Bases 160 to 501 code for a protein of 113 amino acids. Lineage: Eukaryota; Metazoa; Chordata; Actinopteri; Anguilliformes; Anguillidae. The transcript has 5 exons. Gene Ontology annotation, cellular component: nucleus. Gene Ontology annotation, biological process: positive regulation of transcription by RNA polymerase II. The record is from RefSeq and is a predicted model, not a curated record. Gene Ontology annotation, molecular function: transcription coactivator activity.
CCCGCGCGAAAGUCCUUACUGUCGCUAGCUUCACACUGCUUCGUCAAGAGCGGUGAAAUCGCUAACAUGGAGUUGGGCUUGUUUUUCUUGUUACCUUGCCAGUGUUAAGCAAUUGAGACACAUAAAAAGAAGUUUUUGCGAUCGAGAAAUGUAAGGAAAAUGUCUGUCGUCUUUGUGCCGAAGAAGCAACGUGGGAAAGCACAAAUCGAUCAGGAGAUAAUACAAAGAUUACUUGACGAAAAUGACCAGUUGGUAAGAUGUAUAACCGAAUACAUGCAGAAAGGAAGAGCAACGGAAUGUGUCCAAUACCAGCAGAUAUUGCACCGAAACAUUGUUUAUUUAGGAACUAUCGCGGAUGCCAGUCCAAACGUUCCUUCAACAUUGACAACGCCUUUUCAAAACGGAGAAGUGCGGCCCAUACCCUUGCCGGUCUUAAAUGAGGGCGUGAAUGGUUGUAGCACAUCAGAUAAUAAAGAAAACAAGAUGACAGGUUCAUCAUGAGCUUUCAAUUUGGAUGUUUCCAGAAGAGAUUACUUUUUGCCUUGUUCACACAUUUUAAAUGAAUAAAAGCAAAACCUGAUCCAAACCCUAGUAUUUGGAUGCUGGAGUUCUACAAUUUUACAUGUUAAAUAUUCUAGUUGCUUUCAUAUUUCUGACAACAUUCAAUGUAGAUGUGUAAAAUAGUGUUGGAUUGUUUGCUUGAUCAGCUGGGAACAUUGUCAUUUCACCAUCAGAAAUCGUUGUGUGGUAUUUACCUUUGGUCACAUGCUGUUAGCUCAUCAGAAACCCAUGGCAUAUGCUGUCAACAAGCUGAUCCAAGGUUAUUAUGGUUACUAUAAGGUCUGAUGUAUUAAGGACAGCCUUUUGAUUUGAUACCUCAAGGAAAAUCUUCAUAUUGUAGAAUUACUGACAUGACACAUUUUUUAAUGUAUGACUAAUAAAUGUAUUACAUCAUUUGUUAGUAAUGGUUAGCGUCACUUGUGUAGCCAAUGUGUACAUGAGUUGUAGAUGCAGUUAGGCCUGUAGAGGGUGCAGUUGCCGUUAAGUCUAAUCAAGAUGAUGCAUUUUGAUACUGUUCAUGUAAUGAUGAUUUGUCAAAUGUGCUUUCAUUUUGUUCCUUGCAAAUGGUAAAGCAGUUGCAC